Messenger RNA from Lymnaea stagnalis (great pond snail), 8441 nucleotides. The record is from the annotation of a GenBank genome assembly. NCBI's taxonomy places the organism in Eukaryota, Metazoa, Mollusca, Gastropoda, Lymnaeidae.
GUAAGGUAUGGGAAGACACGGUAAGGUAUGGGAAGACACGGUAAGGUAUGGGAAGACACGGUAAGGUAUGGGAAGACACGGUUAAUGCAUGGGAAGACACGGCAGUGCACAGGAAGACAUGGCAGUGCACAGGAAGACACGGUAGUGCACAGGAAGACACGGUAGUGCACAUGAAGACACGUUAGUGCACAGGAAGACACGGUAGUGCACAGGAAGACACGGUAGUGCACAGGAAGACACGGUAGUGCACAGGAAGACACGGUAGUGCACAGGAAGACACGGUAGUGCACAGGAAGACACGGUAGUGCACAGGAAGACGCGGUAAACUGAGCUCAGCACUCCCCACCCUUCAAUAGUGUGAUACGUUUAUUUAAACAUUAUACGCCAUUAUUUUUUUGUUGAAGCAUUCCUAAUCUUUUGGAGUUUUUAUUAAAAAAAAAUUAAUUUCCACUUUUUUGUCUGGCCUCUUUCUGAGGUACUUUGGGGAAGCAAAUCGUCAAAAUCAAGACUAGUUUGUUAAGGGGACAAAGGGUGAUUACUCACUCGAUUUUUUUUGUUUUUUUGUUUUUUGUUUUUUUUUUUCCCCUUUAAACCCAAGCAGCAAAAGGGACCUAUGGGACAGCACACCGGCAUGACGUCUUACCUCUUGAUGGUGGCUCUGCUACUAGUCGCACCCACUAGGAUUAAUGCAUGGGUGAUUAUUGUUUUCAUCAAAAUCGACUCUUAAAUUAUUCAAGCAAUCACACUGGUAAUCUAAGCUUUUGAUCUUUCAACUUAAGAAAGGAAUUAUUUUAUUUCAAAGUCUAUUUUAAAAAUUCACAAACACUAAAAAAAAAAAAAAAAAAAAAAAAAAAAAAAAAAAAAAAAAAAAAAAAACAAUUAAAAAAAAAAAAAAAAAAAAAAAAAAAAAAAAAAAAAAAAAAAAAAAAGUGUAAUGCUUAAAAAACAAUUCCUUUAAUAGGUAGGUAAAAUAGAGUGUCGAUUAUCCGAAACGCCAAUUAUCCAAACAGACAUAUUUCGUUUUUACGAUUGUAUUGCGCAAGUAAUGGCUUACCGAAGCGUACAAACACCGGCUAGUGAUUCCGAACUCUGUCACAAUCCAGGUUAAACUCUGAGAUAAUUAAUUAUGCACUGUGAAUGCAGUAAUCAGCCUGGAACAAUGCGAUCUUCAAACGACUUUAAUUUGAUAUAAAUCAAAGCAUACAAAGCCUUAUAGGACGCGGACACCUCGGAUUUUAUCAUAAGCAACAGUCAUCUAUUUUUGGAAACGACCUCUUUAUCCCGAAAAAAACCCUUCAUUCCUCAUCGGUUUUUGACGUGCCUCAGCUGACCGUGAUGAAAUGUUGACAAUAUCUGUGCACGGUACGCAGUGCAAUAAAACGCCAUGCGGGAAUAAGGCAAGACUAGAUUACUUUUGAAUACACUUAAAUACAAACUUUCCGUGAGAGAUUUCGGUCCCAGUAAGUUCGGAUAAUCAACGCUCGGCUGUUUGAGUUAUUAAUAUUGUGUGUAUGUGUGGGUUCAACUUUUUUCAAUACACAUUUCCCAUUUUCUUUCAAAGUAAGUGUGUGAGAUUAUUUUCAGGAUUCUCGUAGCGAUGACUAUGAUGACUACGAAGACGAGGAACACAACGAGACUGAGUGUGAAGGCUGUGUCCAAAACACUCUGUGUCGGCUUGGGAGGUGCGUGUGUCAUGACACACACAUAGGGGAUCCUUACUUCAUGUGUCACAAACCGCAGAAAGGAUAUUGUCAGUGAGUUCCCCGGUGCUAUCUAGUUGACCACGUCAUUGAUCAUUGUGUUGGUAAUUAUUGUUAUAGGCUUUCUUUCUACUUGCAUUUCCCAUCGUGUGGAUGUGUGGCGUUAUUGUAUUGUUGACACACGUGACCAUUUCGCUCAGUUGAACAUUUUUUUGUGAAGUACCCUCCCAGCAACCCCUCUGAAAGGUGUCGAGUUGUGACGACAUCACGUCAUCUCCUUGCUCGACGCAGGCCGGUUGACACUGUCACUCAAAAAAAAAGAAAGAAAGAAAGAAAGAAAGAAAGAAAGAAAGAAAGAAAGAAAGAAAGAAAGAAAGAAAGAAAGAAAGAAAGAAAGAAAGAAAGAAAGAAAGAAAAAAAGAAAGAAGAAAAAAUAGAACAUAAUUUACAAGUUCUUAAGGUGCAUUGAGCAAAGUAAGUCUGUGCAGAAAAUAUUUUUAAUUUUUUGUUUAUAUUAAAAUAUAUUAAAGUUUCGUCUCCACACAGAGAGUGCUAAUUUCCACUUCUGCACAGUUUUUUUUUUUACUUCUUAUUUUAAUAUCUUAAGUUGUAAAGUAUUUGCACGUGGAUAUUUAAAUUUUGUCUCUGGUUUUAAAGAAUGUGUACGUUCAAAACACAAGUUUGUAGGAAGGGUGGCUCUAGGCUUACGUCAAUAUGACGUCUUUACUCCCUACUCUAAAUGACGUACACUUUCAGUUUGAUGAAUGACCCAGUCCUCCGGACGUUCGCCAAGGAAAAAUCUCACGUGGACGUCAUCGGUCCAACAAAGUUGGUCCAGCUUGUCGUGCGGCAUCCGAAAUGGGACUCGUCCAUCGACUUUACGCUCUGGGCGAUAACUGAUAGAAUCAAGGGAAAGUACUUCGUCAAAUCUUUUCAGGUAGUUAUCACCCUUCCUUCACCAAAAGAAACAUGAAUUGAUUUUGACAAAAUAUUUCACCAGCAAAAGCUUUUCUCAUAGUGUUAAUUACAUUUUAAAAUUAAUCAAGUUCAGCUAAAUAAUAAAACAGAAUUUUUGCAAAAGCAAUGUCAUGUUAUGUCAGGCAAGCUGUUUAUUACACUCAGGUGUCAUUAAAUGCACACAUCCUCCUAGCCAUCAACCCACUCAACAAUCCCUUCUUUCACCCAUCCCAUGUCCAUCCACACAUAUACCCUUACUUCCAUCCUUCUAUCCAUCCAUCUAUCAAUGCAUCAAUCCAUCCGUCCAUCGUCCAUCAAUCAACUCAUUAAUCCGUCCAUCCAUUCAUCCAUCCAUCCAUCUAUCAAUGCAUCCAUCCAUCCAUUUAUCCAUCCAUCCAUCCAUCCAUCCAACCAUUAUGCAUACAUCCAUCCAUCCAUCUAUCAAUGCAUCCAGCCAACCACUAUGCAUACAUCCACCCAUCCAUCUAUCAAUGCAUCCAUCCAUCCAUUUAUCCAUUCAUCCAUCCAUCCAUCCAUCCAUCCAUCCAACCAUUAUGCAUACAUCCACCCAUCCAUCUAUCAAUGCAUCCAUCCAUCCAUUUAUCCAUCCAUCCAUCCAUCCAACCAUUAUGCAUACAUCCACUCAUCCAUCUAUCAAUGCAUCCAUCCAUCCAGUUAUCCAUCCAUCCUACCAUUAUGCAUACAUCCAUCCAUUAACCCGUCCAUACAUCCACACAUACACCCCUACAUCCGUCUGUACAUUUAUCCCUCCAUCCAUCAAUGCAUCGAUCUAUUCAUCCUUUCAUCCAUCCAUUAGUCAAUCCACCGUUUCAUUCAUUAAUCCAUCCAUCCAUCCAAUUCAUCCAUCCAUUCAUCGAUUUCUUCAUGCAACCAUUCAUCUAUCCAUUAAUCAAUCAAUAUAUAAAUUCAUCAAUCCAUCCAUCCAUCCAUUCCUCCUUUUACCCAUCCAUUCAUCCAUCUAUCCAACAAUCAACUCAUCCAUCCAUCAAGACAUCGGUUCAUCCAUCCAUCCAUCUCUCCUCCUGCCUUGCUAAUCAAUUCUGUUUAUUUUGAUUCUGUUUUAAAAAUCAAACUAUUCGUAUUGACUUCCUUCGAAUCACUUGAAACUAUUUUGUUUACCCCUCACACUAAACAAAAAGUUUAGGUACGUACGUAGCCCACAAUACCGACGACCUAAGGAGUUUCAAGUGUUAGUCGAGUCUAAGGUUAACCCUGGUAUGUUGUGCCUUUGAGUUUGAAGAGAAAUGAUCACUCUGUAAACGUACAAUACAUACUUUCAUGUUUAAUAUGAUAUUACCAUUAUGAAAGCAAAAAAAAAAUAUUUUUCAAUUUAAAAAAAAAAAAUAAUAAUUUUCUGAAUGAAAUUAAAUGAGACGCCAUUAAUACAUAUAAUGAAUAUAUAUAACAUAAAACAUGGGUGGCUAUACUGACAUUUGUAUUGUCUCCACAUUUCAGCGACAGGAGUCUAUCGGUGGGAAAUCUUUUUGAAAGAUUUCGGAAAACAGGGAUCUUUUCGACAUGCGCACUCCUUCUGUUCCACGACACGUAAACAGGUUAGGAUGCUCCACCAUAACUAGAGGGCUACUGAAUGGCUAAGCGCUGGACAGGCGGAGAGAUGUAAUGAAAUGGAUCUAUUUUCAGAUGGAUUUUGUAUGCAUGGGAUGAAGGCCUGGGGAGGGAGGGGUAGGAGGAGGGGGGGGUGAAACGGAAGUAUAUUACCAAAGACAAACUUAGAUUGUGUCUGUGGUGGAGAAAUGCGUCAUUGAAUCAUCGCUGACAUCAGAUUUUGUUUAAUCGCCCGUCCAUCAGAACACAGCGGUUAUUGACAUAACAAGAUAAAACCAACUCUAACGGAAUCCUUUAUUGCCAAAAUUUACCAAAUAUUCGUAAGUACAGAGUUUUUUUGUUCUUCCUUUAAAUAAUAGUAGCCGGAGUCAAGCUGUACUAUCCGCCCGAUUAGACCAAGUGGUUCGAGUACCGUCUAAUAUAUUAGAUUAUAUAUAUAUUCGUUUGCGCAACGAAACUACCAGAACCCGAAAAAAAAAUAUACUUAGCCAUAAUAAUAUUUCUUUUUAAAACGCUUACCAGCUUUUUAAUGUUAAGUAUGCAGUUGCCAGAUGGUCUGUGCUAAAUUUAUCAAUUGGGGUUGCAUUUAACUUUUUGACCAUGGUCACUUUUGUUUUUUUGGUGAAAUCCAUUUUAUAAAUAUUUUUUUUUAAAGAUUCAAUGGUUUCUAAAACGACUGAUAAAGACAAAAUAAGUGGGGGUGGUAGGGGGUCGGUUGAAGAGGAAGAAAGAGAAACACAACACAAACAAAACGUAUUGGGUUACAAGAAGAAAUAAAAUAUAAAAAAAAACAACAGAAACUAGACUGAGAACCCCCAGUCUUUUUCAUGAUUUAUUGCAAGUGUAUACAAAGUUUAUAGAACAUAACGUUGUCUUUCAAUGGUUGUUGUUGUUUUUUUAAUCGCCCCCAACUUCAGCACGACGCCUGGUCCGUGCAGCUGCCCGGAUGUACCAUUGCGUUCCGGCGAAUCCACGCCAACUUUCUGAAAACCAAAGUCAAGUGCAGUGGUGUGGCCAUCGGCCUGAGGCCGCACAAUCCUGAAAACAGGGAAGUCAAAGCAGGUGAGCAGGCUCUUCCUCUACGCUACGCAGGCCGCGAAUGGAUCCAUCCAAAUAUUUAUUUAUUAAUUUUUUUGUUGUGCAAUAUUUCUAAAAAAAAAAAAAAAUUCAAAGUCGUACAAUUUCCUGAAUCAACUUUUUAUCCGUAGUUGAAAACAUUUUCGUUGCUCACCUCCAACUGGGAAGUUUUAGCAUCAUUUUCACAAAUUCCUGCAUCUUUACUAUCCACAAUUUUUUUUUCUAGCUUACGAUCUAUGUUCUUUAAAGGACUGCUUGUUAUGCACAAUUUUUACAGCUGAACAUGAAUUAAGGCAGUUGGAAAGAAAAGAUCACAUUUAAUGAUGACGCCAUUGAAUACAUUUAUUUAAGCUGGUUAUCUACGUUUAAAAUUCUAAUUGACAAAAUGGGAUGCUGCUGGGUCAGUUUUUUGUAUGACGUCAUCCGAGGCUUGAUAAGCAGAUAGGGGACACAUAUGUUAAUUAUCCUGGAUAUAUUUUUACAUCCGGGUCGCUGAAAUAAAGAAUUUUAUCAUUUUUCUCUCGUUCAAACUUGAUAGUGAGCUCCGUAAUUUAUGGGAAGUUGCACACAGUAGUACAAUCUUAUGCAUUACUUUAACCACAAGUAGUCCAUUGUUCCUCCAAUACAUUAUCAUUUGUGACUAUCAGCUCCAUUAUUGGGAGAUAAUAUAAUAUAUAGAUAUAUAUAUAUAUUAUAAUAAUUCCCGCGUUGAUCUUGGCCACCUAAAAGGGAGUUAAGGAUUAAAACUUUUGUUACAGUGGUUAAAUUAUAUUAUACCCCUUGCAAUUUAGCAUCAAUCUUACUUUAAAAUUUUUUUUAUUAUGAAUAGCUAAAGAGCAGGAACAUUAACUUGCGGUUGGUCGACAUUUCGUAUUUCGAGUGUUUACGUUACUCUAGACCCUGACUGGUAUUGAUGGACUCACGGUAUUGAUUUCCUACCUGUUUGUUGGAAAAGAUUUAGAUAGGACGGGAUGACGUCAUUAUUUCCUACCUUUUUGUUGGAAAAGAUUUAGAUAGGACGGGAUGACGUCAUUGAUUUCCUACCUUUUUGUUGGAAAAGAUUUAGAUAGGAUGGGAUGACGUCAUUGAUUUCCUACCUUUUUGUUGGAAAAGAUUUAGAUAGGACGGGAUGACGUCAUUGAUUUCCUACCGUUUGUUGGAAAAGAUUUAGAUAGGACGGGAUGACGUCAUUGAUUUCCUACCUUUUUGUUGGAAAAGAUUUAGAUAGGACGGGAUGACGUCAUUGAUUUCCUACCUUUUUGUUGGAAAAGAUUUAGAUAGGACGGGAUGACGUCAUUGAUUUCCUAGAUGCUUAUUAAUUUCUUACGCUCAUCGACAACUUAAAUGCCGUCAAAAAUUUAACCAGUGCACGCCACUGCAGCCUCAUUAUGGUGCCACUGCAAUUUAAGAUGUUUUUAUCCCCUUAAGAUUUGUUAUAGAGGCUCGUCAAAUUAUUCAAAGCAUCCCUUGACUUCCAAAUUUAAUAGCAACAGAAGUUAUUUAUUUAUUUAUUUUUUUUUUAACUUUUUUUUUUUAAAGGUGCAACAUAAUGGUACACUAUAGCCUAUGUAUUGACCUAGUUUUAGCUGACGCAGUGCUGAGGCACCCACCACUCCCCACCCCCUUUUUUGUAUUGACGUCACCGAUUAAAUUUGUAGCGCCAAUCCCUUUUACCCACUCCUCCCUUGAUUGGGAAAAGGACGUUUACUUUUCAUUGCGUUCUAAUUUGCUUUAAAGAAUGCUAUCAAAUUUCUAAAAGUUCUUAUUUUGGGGUGGGGGGGGGGGUCUUCCAACUUUCUCCCUAUUAAUAAGGCAGCUGCUUUCUCAGCCGAUAUGGAUUUUCCUGGAUAUUUACGGAUAUUUACGAGACGUAAUAAAGAUUGUCUUGCUAUUUAUUGGNACACACACACACACACACACACACACACACACACACACACACACACACACACACACACACACACACACACACACACACACACACACACACACACACACACACACACACACACACACACACACACACACACACACACACACACACACACACACACACACACACACACACACACACACACACAUGUACACAAAUACCACCACACACACACACACACACACACACACACACACACACAUGCACACACACACACACACACACACACACACAAGUACUUAAUGGAUACAAUAAGGGCCAUGAGAAAUAGAGGCGACACUGGCACUGGCCCCGUGUACCAUCAUCAGGAAGGCGCCCAAAAUCAUUUUAGCGAUAAGACCUUUACGAUGAAUUACACGACAAAAUCCAAAUAAAGCUUUAAAAAAAAACAACAACAUGAGGAAUCGCCAUUGUAAUCAUUCACCCGGGAGACAUUUGUGUCUAUAUAAACUGAUGGGCGACAUUGUCUGGAUUUGUUUCGGGCUCAGCUCUUGAUACAAUGUUAAACUGUGUGGGUUUUUUUUAAAUAGAACAAUACAUGGGUUUCAUAUAGAAAAAAAAACGUGUGUUUAAAUACAACAUUGCAUGUUGCAUAUAGAACAAUUCAUGUGUUUCGUUUUUGUAUUUCUAGGUAUAUGGGUGACCGUAGACAGACUUUUCCAACCCCAGUUCACCAACUGGCCCCACCACAAGGAGCCCCUCUGCUUGAGUUUUGACCAGCGGCUCAGCACCCUCCAGGCGUCGACCCGCAUCGCCAACCUCGAGGACGCCCUGACCUUCCACUCCCUCGUCAACAGCGGGCCGAUCCACUACCCGCACAAGCCCGCCGACCUGACGGAGCUGAAGAAAGUCCUGAGGGAUUGCCCCGGGGUCGCCCGCAACGCCUUCUCCUCAUUGGCUGGGUUUAUGACACGCGUGCCUAAAUUUAGCAAAUGCGUCUCCGAGAACGACGGAAUCCUAAGCCUCGUCAACGUGCUGCUGGAAAGUGCCAGAUUUUUCUGCAACGACGACGUGAAGGCGUGCAAGCACGUUCAUGCCAAGCUGAAGCAAAGAUGCUGGCAUUUGAAGGAUGUUAUCCCAGCAUUGAAAACAUUUGUGGAGUUUGGUUGUCGCUGGUGAUCUCCGCGGCUUGGUGUAAACAGAACAUAAGGUCGGCUCUGGCAAUAAAAUUUGAAAGAUAUAAUAAU